AGAACUUUUUGUGUUAACUGAAAAAGAUGGCGACCGAAGUUCGCGUAAAGAAAAUGGAAAAAGAUAUAAAUAAUGGCGAAAUUAAUGACAGUGAUAGUGGUUCUGUCCAGGAGAUUCAAGAAAACAGCUCUGCGCUAGACAGUGGGCCAGAAGUAGUUAGUGUUAAGAAACACAAGAAGAAGCAUAAACACAAACAUAAACACAAGCAUACUUCUUCACGUAAGGAAAAGAAAAGUGGUCAUAAACAUAAACACAAACGUCAUCAUCCAGAAUGUCACGAGAAUGAUGUGGUUGUACGAAGGCAAAGUUCUAGUCCAGCAGUUGAGGAAAAUUUGCGUGUUAAUCAUAUGGACUUAGAAGAACUAGAAAGACAAAAAAGAUUAUUGGAAGCCAAACUUGCUAAAGUUGCUGAUGAAGAAGUAUAUGCAAAAAAAUCACUUGUUCCUGAUUUUUAUGGAAGUUCUGAUGAAGAAGAGGUUAAACAGGUAAAAGUUGAAGGAAAUAAAAAUCAACAAAAAAAUAUGCACGUGCCAGAACAACAUAUUCGUCAGAGAGAGAAAGAUUCUCGUCAGCAUCGUCUGAAGGAAAAAUCACCCGAAUCUAGAGAUAAACAUAGUUUAAAUCACAUGGUUAGUACAGAAGAAAAGAGGUUUAAAGAUUCUUCAUUAGGUAGGAUUGAGAAAAGACAUUCAGAGUCAUCUAAGAGCUAUCAAGACAAGCGUGAAAGACAUGUUUCUGACCAUAGCCACCGUGACAGGUCACCUAGACAUAGAAGUAGAUCACCAGUGAUUGUUAAAAGAGAAGCAGCACUCUCAUCAAGAAAUAGAUCUCCAAGAUUCUCCAAUUCUGACAGAAGACGAUCUCGGUCACCUAGAAGGCACAAGUCACCCCUUCGCCAACCUCCAAGGCGUAGCAGAAGUCCUGCAUUUCAGCAAACACGAAAUAGCAGAAGUCCUGCAUUUCAGCAAAGAAAACGUAGCAAGAGUCCAUCAUACCAACAAGCACGGCGUAGUAGAAGUCCAGUAUACCCACUAAAAAGACGUAGCAGAACUCCAGUAUACCAGAAAGGAAGACGUAGCAAAAGCCCAGUGUAUCAGUCGAGACGACGUAGCAGAAGUCCAGCCUAUGAGCCAUCAAGACACAGUAGAACACCCACAAAAUUGAGAGCUAAAACACCAGAAAGACACCACAGUCCAAAACAGCGAAAUUUUCAAAGAAGCCGAAGCCCAUAUAAUUCAAGAAAUAGAAGUCCUUUGCGCAACACUGGCAGAUUAUCAGCUCAGGAGUAUAGGAGCAAUAGAAGAGAAAGACCUAAAAAUAGCGGAGAAGAUCGACGUACAGAUAGCUCUCGUAACAGGGAAAAGAAACGUCAACGGGGUGAAACAGAAAAGGAGAAAGAAGACAAGAGGGGAACUCGUAAUGAAGUUGAAGAGUCCUCAUCUGAAGAAGAAAUUGAUGAUAUAGAUAUUGAAGAGGAGGAAGAAGAUGAGGAAGCUGUUAUUCAGCGUCGUCGUCAACAAAGACAAGAACUUUUAAAACGUCUUGGUGUAAAUCAAGCUGUUAGCAGUGAGGUUUCAUCACCUUUACAGUCCGUCCAGUCUGAAGCUAGUGGAGUUGAUAGUCCAGAUUCUACUGGUAUAGCUGAACAGAUUGUGGCUAAAUUUGAUGCAGAACAGUCAGUUGACUUUGAAGAAACUGUUAAAGCUAAGAGAGAAAUCAUGGGUCUAGAUGAGAAUUCUGUGGAUUCGGGAGAAGCAAAGAAGACAUCAAUGGAUAUGUUUACAGAUUCAGAUAUGUUUGCUGAAAACUAUAAUAGCCCAAGUGCUGUCCAGCAAUUUGCUGCUAGGGGUCAUGAUAACCCAAAUCUGACAGACAACUGGGAUGAUGCUGAGGGUUAUUACAGAGUCCGAAUUGGAGAAGUUCUGGACAACAGGUAUACUGUAUAUGGGUACACUGGACAAGGUGUUUUUAGCAAUGUUGUGAGAGCUCGAGAUAUGGCGCGUGGCAAUCAAGAAGUAGCAGUCAAAAUAAUACGCAACAAUGAUGUGAUGCACAAAACAGGGUUGAAAGAAUUGGAUGUAUUAAGAAGGUUAAAUGAUGCUGAUCCAGAUGAUAAAUUUCAUUGCCUACGCCUUUUUCGUAAUUUUUUCCACAAACAACACUUGUGUUUAGUUUUUGAAUCCUUAAGUAUGAAUCUUCGGGAAGUUUUAAAAAAGUAUGGUAAAGAUGUUGGUCUGCACAUUAAAGCAGUGCGUUCCUACAGCCAGCAACUCCUUCUGGCCCUAAAGUUAUUGAAAAAGUGCAAUAUUUUACAUGCUGAUAUCAAGCCUGACAACAUUUUGGUAAAUGAAAGUAAACUAGUUCUGAAACUUUGUGACUUUGGAUCAGCAUCUCAUGUGGCAGAAAAUGAUAUCACUCCAUACCUGGUCAGUCGUUUUUACAGAGCCCCAGAAAUUGUUCUUGGACUUGGCUAUGGUUUUGGGAUUGACAUGUGGAGCGUGGGGUCUACACUUUUUGAAUUGUACACUGGAAAGAUUAUGUUUCCAGGAAAAUCAAAUAACCAAAUGUUGAAGCUGUUUAUGGACUUAAAGGGCAAAUUUCCAAACAAGUUGAUCCGCAAAGCUAUGUUCAAGGAACAACACUUUGACCCAAACUGUAAUUUCUUGUACCAAGAGGUAGAUAAAGUGACAGAAAGGGAAAAAGUAGUAGUGAUGACAAACAUUAACUCAACCCGGGAUUUACAAACAGAAUUAGUUGGAGCUCAACAGCUUCCCACAGAUCAGUUCAGGAAGGUUACACAAUUAAAAGAUUUGCUGGAGAAGAUCCUCAUGUUGGAUCCAGGAAAACGACUCUCUAUCAACCAGGCACUCACCCAUCCAUUCAUUCAGGAAAGAAUAUAAGUUGGGUAGAGAUGUCUGGGAACAACACAGAGACUGUGGCAGUAAACUGUGAAAAGGAAACUGUUGUGGACACUUGUGAAAAGUGAGAUUGUAACAUCACAACUGUUGUGAAUUACCUGAAACUGAAACUCACAGCCCUGUUCAUUUGUGUCAUGUAACAUUUUUAUUUGUUGUGUGUAAUUAUCAGGGUUAGGUCUGCGAAUUUGUGAACUAUUUGAAAAUUUUAGGAAUCAUCACAGUUUGAACCAUAAUUUUUUAAUUGAUAACAUGGUACAAAACACAAACCAUAGAGAAAAUCAGGACACAUUUUUGUGUGAUACAUGUACUGUGUUAAUUGGAUUUGUUUUUAUACAUAUUUUCUGUGCUGUUCAGGUUUUCCAGCAGUAUUCCAUGAAAACAUUCACAGUUAACUUUUGUCCAGUAAUGAUUUUUUUUUUAGUUUCAGAAUAUUGUAUUCCAGUUGUAAUUGUAAAAGAGAGUGAACACUGAUUUGUUUUGAAGCUUGUUUUCAAUGUUUUACUUCUUUUGUGGUAUGGUAGCCUGGCUGUUGAAUUUAGUUCACAAACAAUGUUAAUACUUUUGUAGUUUUCAGUGAAAUCACUUAAUCUAUUUAAGAAAAGAUUAGAUAAUACUCUUAUUGGUAAUAACUCUGAAACAUUUUCUUUUCUACAAAGUUUGAAACUGCUAUUCCACUUCGAUAAAUUUGUGUAACAUCUUUCAAAAUGGUUUGAUGUUUAAAAUACUAAAAUCUGUAUGAAACUUCAUGUUUUGUAAUGGGAAGGUGAAUUUGUGAUAAUAGAUAUUUUAAUGGAAGAAUGGUGAUAACAAUAAUAAUAGCACUUACAUUUUUACACUGACUGUAAUUAAUCACUAAUUUAAGUGAAACAUGUUAGCAUUUUAAAGUUUGGAUUUUCACUAGUCAGGACUCCGUAAAAAAAAAAGUGUAUAAAAUGUGUUAUUUGCUGUGCAAGUUGACCUAAUCUAACUCUGUGACUAAUGCAUCUCUCAUGUUCAGAGGUAAUACACCAUUUUAUUCAGAAGCAUAGUCUCUAAUAAAGAGUUAUUCCACAAAAUUAUCUGCAAAAAUAUAUAUAAGAAAGUUUUGUAAUUUUUCCAAUUAUUAAACAACUGGAAUUGAUGAUAAAAUGUAAAAGGUUAUAUUGUGUUUAUCGAAACUGGUUGUAACAACAAUGUAUGUAAGAUAAGCUUGGUUUCACAUAGAAUGCUGCUGUGUAUAUUAUCAUCAGAUAGUUCUUUUUUCUCACAAAUUUUUCUUUCAUUCUGUAUGCCUUUAUUGUUCAUGUAGGUUUUUGGUCCCACCUUCGAGGUGCUGACUUCAAUAAACACCAGGUGAAAGUGAUCAGUCGCUAGUGGCAGACCUGUUAGACGUUUUUACAUCAUCAGGACCAACCAUCCAGUAUGGUCAGACUGCAGACAGUCUCACCUUUUUCAGGAUGUCCAAAGAAGAAGCAAGAUUAUUUUGGGUCAUUGAUGAUAGAAGACAAGAUGGAUUCUAAUUUACAAACAAAAAAGAAAGAGAAAAGAAAAAAGAAUAUAUGGUUAUAUACAGUGUUAUUUAUAUGAUUCUAGUCUUUUCAUUGUAUUGGAUAAUUAAAUUUCAUGACUAGCUAUUGUCUGAGUGACAAAACAUAAGGUUUUUAAUUUAAAGCUUUAUCAAUCUGAAUUAAAGUUAAUAAAUAUAACAGAACUUAGAGAUUUUGGAAGUGACAGACAGGUAAUUAUCUUGUAUCUUGGUUAUAUGCUGUCCCUGCUUAGUCACUAUAGAAUGUUUCCAAAAUUAGAGCUUUUCUGUUUGGUGUUUCAUGUUCAGUCUCUUUUCUUUUUUUUUUUAUGAUAUCAAAACUUUGGAAAUGGGGAAGCUCUAUAGUUUAGUAAUUAGUUAGACUUAGACAUCCUACAGCUCAUUCUCAACUAAACUAAAAAUUAUUUUAUUACAGGUUGUAGCUUUUACAGUAAGGAAGGUUUGUUUUUAGAACAGGUACGAUAUUUCAAUGCUGUGGUCAUUCUCAAAUAUAUUUGUUCUAAAAACAAAUUUUCCUAACUGAAAAGCUGAAACUUAUAAUAUUAUAAUACUUAAUCAGUAAGUAAACUCAAAACGAAACUGUUCAACUCCAAAUGCUUUGAUGAAAGUAGACAUUCUGGUUUGUAAUUCAAAAAACCUUUUGGCCAUCUGUUAUUCAUUUAGUGACAUUCAGUCAAUUUCUGCUUGUAGUUAGUAUUGUCAUCUUCAUUAAUAUAUGCAGUAAGUGUUUGUGACUGAGUUAGGAAUAAUGCAUUGUUUUUUUUUAAUUGUGUAUUUUCUCUUGUGAAUAUUAAUUAAUAAUCUGUAUGUUUUCAAAAAAAGUGCUGUUAAAAAUUGUGUUUUUUGCAGCACUUGCAUAUCACUCUAUGAUGUUCAUAUUUUUAACAUGUUUAAGUUGUCUAAAACUAGCUUAAUGUGUAUAUUUUGUUUGCUCAUAAUGGUCAUUGGCUUUAAAAUGGUGUUAGAUGACCAAUGUUCACUUCUGAUUACAGUGACAAAGUUAGUGGCAGGAAUUUGAAAAAUUAUGAGUUUUUGUAUCUUUUAAGUAUAUAUCAUGAAAUUAUAUUAAAAACAGGGAAACAUGAAACAUUAUGUUCUAUUGGUUUACUGAAAGAAUGGUAGAUAUGCAAUUCCCUGUUGAUGAUAAACAAUAACAUUACAACUGUUCUUGAAACUUUUAUGGUCAGCUGUUGCAUAAAGUAGUUUAUUUUACCAGAUGAAACGUGGUUUUUAUCAAACUAUUCUUAAUAUAAAAAGCUACUUUCUCUACUUGUGUUAUAGUUUUAAACUCUUUUAGGCACAUAAGCAUUUUUAUCCGUGCACAUACUAUAAAAGAUAAAUAUGAAUAACUUGCUUCACAUCCUCUGGUGAGUCAGCAAUAAUUCUCUGGGCUUACAAUGCUAAAUUCUGGGGUUUGAUACCUCGUGGUGGACAGAGCAGAUAACCAAAACUUUUGGCCUGGCAAUUAGAGUGCUUGAUUUGUAAUCACUAGGUCACUAGUUUGAACCCUGUCAUUGAACAUGAUUAUCCUUUCAGCUCUGAGGGCAUUAUAAUGUGACAGUUAUUUCCAUUUUUCUUGGGUAAAAUAGUAAGCCAAGAGCUGGCAAUAGGUAAUGCAGACAGUUCUUGAGUAGCUUUACACAAAACUGGACAAAGUUUCGAAGGUAGAACCUCCAUUUUUCAGUAAUGAGUUUGAUGUGUAAAAUGUGAAAAUUAGUUGAGCUAUUUUAUGUGGCAUCUAUAGCAGCCAACCAUGACAUCAUAGAAGCAUUUAUAUAGGUUUUGAAAAUGAAUGUUGGAGGUGUGGUUGUGAUUUCUGGUGUGUUGGAAAUCAUCAGAAAAGAAUUAGGGCAAAACAAGUCAUUAGUCAAAGCCAAGGAAACAAUUAGGGAAAAUAUUGAAAAAUAAAUUAAGGUGAAUUUCAAAAGUAAUCUGAUGACACAUUGAUAACAAAAUAUAAAUAAAUAUAAGAAAUAAAUAACUUAUUUAAAUAAUAAAAAAUUCUCUGGGGUAUAGAAAGUUGGAAAUUUACACAAUUGAUAACUAAUUUCUUACUGACAGAAUGGAUUAAAGGUGGAAGGUCACUGAUCCUAGCAUCAGGAUUCUAUAAAUAUGAAUAUUAUUCAGAUUAGCAGUUUACUUUAUCUGCUUUAGAGUUAAAGGCAAAUAAAAAUGGUCAGAAAGUUUGAAUUAUUGGACAAUGGGAAGCCCUUGCUUUUGUUAAUAGAAGACUUAUGUUUCUUGAAACAUUCUCUUUGUCAUUUGAAUUUGUCCACCAUGUGAAUGGUUAUAUUUUUACCUAAAUUGUGUUGUGAAAGUAGUCUCUGGUGAUUUUAUUAGCUUUUAAUUGUGUUUGUUGGAGAAAGUGUCUGAACCUCAAGUUGCAAUAUAUACUAUAUUGCAAGGAUUGCAACAAUGUGGGAUUAAGGGGAAAAUUCAUAAUUUUAAUUUUUUUAAGGAAAAAAACAACUGUAGUUUCAAGAAAACUAAGUUAAAAUGGUCUGUAAGUUUAAACAAAUAUAAUUUGUUUUCAGAUUAUGAGAUAUUUUUAUAUUUAGGAUGACAUUUAGUUACAAAAGGAAGUCUUUUCAUUCUUUAAUGGUGGAUUUUUUAAGCAUUUUUGUUAUUCACAUUAUUUUGUGUCAAUCUAUCAGUUUCAGUGUCUGUAGCCACUUUGUAGCAAAGUUUAUUUGAUUUCUUGUGUGUAUGUGAUCUUUAAUGACUUCAUCAAUGCAAAGUUUUGGAAUAAAUCCUUAACUGCAGUUGAUAUGUCAUUUAGUUUGAAUUGUGAAAACAAUGUUGCCACUGUUACAGAUAGUGAUGAUAGAUUGAGAGAGUUUUCUAGUGUUUUAGUGGGUAUUCUUGUUCUGUUUUUUUCAGAUCACUCCUUUAGAAGCUUUAUAAUAUCCAUUAUUUAAAAGUACACUCGUAAUCACAUUGAUCACACAGUCAAGUGUUCUAUAUGUUAUCAUACAAGUGCUUGUGAUCCUAUUUUCAUUUUAAGUAUGUUUUGCUUUUGAGCAGAAAUGACAUUGGUAAUGCAUGCAUAGUUACAAAAAGUCAGUUUCAUAAAGCAUUUUUGAGUCAGUGUUCCAAGACUUUCAGCAGUCUACAUUUUUGUUUAAACUAUAUUUCUUCUGAAAUUUGGUCUUGUCAGAAGAAAUAUUACAACUGGAGUCACUUAGAGUUAACUGUUUGAAAGUUCAAGAUAACAGGUGUUUGCUAUCAGAUUUUAUACUUGCUGCUGUGUAUUUCAAACCCUGCACUGUGUUUUACUUUAGGAACUAGGACUAUAAAGUUACUUUGGCAACACCAUCUGCUUGAUAAGGCAUAAGAAUCCCUGUUACUACUUCAUUGGAUGCUGGAUUUUGCUGUAGGAAUUUGUGUUGUAAUGUUAGCUUCGAGUGCUUUUGAAAUUAAAGCACUAGUUUGUGAAACAGACUACAGCAUCUGUUUGAUGUGUAAUGAAAAGGAGAAGUAGAGUAUCUGCUUAAUUGCAAAUUUACAAAGUUAUUAAAACUACAUCAUCAGUUUAAUAGAAUACUGUGCUCACAUCUUGAAGCUAAGCUUUAAGGUAAUUUCUGGAAAAAUACAACAGGUUUGUAUGGCAAGUUUAGUAUUAUCAAGUGUAAGAGUACUGUUCUUUAGAAUUUGUUAUUGUUAAGUGAAUAAUACUUGCACAUGUAUACUUAGCUAUUGUGGAUCUGUUGAAACUAGUUCUAUGUAAGUUCUGUAUUCAUUUAUUAAGCACAUAAAGAGUAAAAUGGGAUGGAUGGCAACUGCCUCUUGUAAAAAACACAAGUGUAGAGGACAUUGUUUCUAAAGUCUUUCUGAAGAUGGCAGCUUUUUGAAACGUGAAUACUCUGCCUAAACAGUCUAUCCAAGAAAAGCACAUAAAUCUUGAGUUUGAAAUCUUAAGAAUAAACUAAUUAAAAGGUUGUAUAGUAAAAUUUGAAUGGUGAUGAUGUUUGAUGUUGGAAUUCAAUUUAUUGUCAUUAAUAAUUUGAUAGAUUUAAUUUUUUACCUUGCUAUUGCAUCUGAGUAUAGUCUAGUUGUUAUUGCGGUAAAAAAAAAAGAAUUGAACUUCAAACUUUGAGUCUAUAGAUGUAUUAUAAGAGUGACAAUCAGAUCCCUCUAUUUAAUUACAGUAGCCCUAGAGCUGGUGGUAGAUGAUAGUACAAAAUUAGAGACAGCUAGCACAGAUACAUGUUUUGUUGCUUUGUGUUUAUAUCCAAAACAAACAUUAAUAGUAAUUUUAAGUGUAAUGUAACAGAUUCUAGUUUUGAACUUUUUAAUUUGUCUAUCAAAAAUGUUAAUACAUUUGGAUCAUGAAGAUUAUACAAGUUGUGAUUUAGAAUUUGGAGACUUGGCAUAUCAUUUGUACUCAAUGGCUUUGGAAAAUAAAGGAACAUGGAUCUACUUGAUACACUAGAACCAUCCAGAAAGAGACCUGCAACAUGUCAUACCACAGCCUUGGUAAUCGAAGUGCAGUGCUUCAUAACAGGUGAGAAUCUAUGAAUACAAAGGUCUAGUGGCAAAAGCUGUUCACAUAUCCUAGGCAACAGUAUGCCACAGAAUCAAGAAGUGUCUUCAACUGAAAAAUUGACACAAGUUGCAUAUACACAACAUAACUUCAACCAUCACAUACCAUAAGCAAGCAGAAAAUAAAAAGAGUAUUCAUGCUAUUUCAUACAAACACACCAGUUAAGUUGCCAGAUGCAAUGCUUAAUGAUUUCUGUGAGAUUGGACUGUUGUUAUUGUACAUUAGAUAUAUUAUGGGAAGCAAGUAGGGAAGAUGGGUUUGCUUUAAACAUGACAGCCUUAUAAUGAAACUUUUUGCAAUGGAAACUAAACUGUAGGGCUGUUGUCAAGUUGCAUGGUCAUCAGAUAGAUUGUGACUGGAUAUGUUGACAUGGGCUGUAAUAAGGUGGGGAAUUUCCAAAAUUGUUUUAAUAAAACAGUCAACUUCACAUAAAAUGAUUCUGGAAACAUGUUUGGCUGAUUCCAUUGGUUUUCUUAGUUCCUUAUGGAAUUUCCCUCAUUUUUUAAUUCUCUUCUUGUAGCAGAUUUGGCAAAUAUUAAGCUAUCUUGGCAACAUUUUUCUGUUUUGAUUCAAGAUUGUGGUGAAGUUUUCAAGUCGAGAAUGAUAGAGAUUUCUCUUUAUUUUUUUCACCAAUCUUUAAUGGACUGUGAAUUUACUUAAAUCCUCAUUUACACCCUGUUCAGUUUUUGAUGCAUCUGGAGAUCUUAAUUCAAUUCCUUUCAGAAAUGUUUACUGCUUUUACUUGUGAAGUAAGUGAGUUGGGAACCCAGAAUUUGACUUGAAUUUGCCAUGAUAUAGAAUCACAAAUUAAUUUCCACUGGCCUCAUGAUAUGGAUUCUACAUCUCUUGGAUGAUGACUUUGCCAAAGACUGAUCAGGUUUAUAUGUAUAUGCUUUUCUCUGAUUAGGAUUCUGUCAUGUAUAUUGUGACAAAUAUUUUUCAUGGCAUUCUGAAUUAUUCUGGUGUUUUUUUUUGGCAGCUUACUCUUCUUUAGGAUAUAAAGUUGUACCCUUUAUUUUCACUGCCCUAUUGGAAACAUCUCUUGUGCAUUUUCACAAUUGUAAACCACCAAAGUUGGGCUCAUCAGAUAGCUUUGCUCUCCACACAAGAUUCACUUGGCUAACAUUUGGUUUGUAUUUCUGCAACAUUUUGAAUGUCCUUGAAUAUAGAAUUUCUUUUCACUAUUGGACGUUCAGUAUUUAGAAAUCAAAAGCUCAAGAUAACUGUUGGUAAUUAUUCACUUUCUGUGAAGAUUAUAUGGAAUGUCUACUUUCCACCUUUUGGUGGUUUUAAUGGUAAGUAUUCAUGGUGCCAUUUCACUUCAGGUCUGUAGACUGCCAAACCUCUGUAGUUACCAUAAGCAUCACCAUUGUAGCAGCUUAACUCAGUGUAAAGACUCGUUUAUCCUAGCACCUGAAUCUUGAUUCUGCUUUGUGUUUCUUGGUCAAAUUGUGGCAUCACUACGGUUCUACCACCACCUCUCCAUGCAUUACAGCUGCUUCUCUAUCCUCCAUUCUCUUCUCCUCUGAUUGUGGAUAUUGUAGGUCAGAUUAUUUCAAAGGUAUUGUGUCAUAUUUGAAAUUAAUAUUUUAGAAUUAAAAAAUGAAGUUCAGAGAGAUACCUACCUCAACUAUAAUUGAUCUCUCCCACUUCCCAUAACUGUGGGUCAAGUAACAAAUAAAAAGUGGUAUAUUUAUAUUGUAAUUUCUUCAAUGAACUUGACUCUUUACAGUAACCAUGUGUAUCAAGUAACAAACAGAAAGUGGUAUAUUUAAACUACAAUAUCUUGAUUUAUAAAUGAAUCCGAUUCUAUAAAAAUAGUUUAAUGUCUGUAGAAACAAAAGUAAGAGGUAUAUUUAUACAGUAAGGCUUUGAUUACAUAAAUGAAGUAAAUUUUAUAAAAUAGUAGUAUGUUGUGUAUAAGAAACAGUAACUUUUAUGAAUAAAUUUGUAUAUUAUUGUAAUAUCUUCUCUAAAAUACCAUAGGUCUUUCAUUAUAGUCAAAUGCCAUAUUUGCGUUGUGUUAUUUAGGUGGGGAACAUUUGUUAAAUUGUCCUAUAAACUGUUCUAGGUAAAUGAAGAUCCACUUAUUAAUUGUUAUGUUACAAAAAUUAAUGAAGCAUUCUAUGAAAGUUUUAUGGACAACUAACUGAAAACUUGACCUUGUGUAUGUAUAAGAGAAACUGUGGUAAGUUGUUUCAGCUCUCCAUGUAGCUGUAGUAGGAUAAAAAUAGUGUAGUGGAAUCUUUGUUAUCAUUAAAUUAAAUUUUUUUAUACUCAGAAGCAAGAUAACUGGGUUUAGUAAUUAACAGCAAGAUAGAUGUUUGGGACAUAAAAAAAUCGGAAUGUUUUGGGAAAAUAAUACAGUCCUACACUUUAUUAUUGUAUGAAAAAAGUGUUAAUCAAAAGGUACUUGUAGUGGGGCAAUAAUUAUAUAUAUAUUAAAGGUGUUGCAGAAACAGCAGUAUAGCCUUAUCUGCUAGAGUAAUACUGUAUUUAUUUUGAUUGUCAUUGUUUCUUUGUAGACAAAAUUAAUUUGAGUGUAAAAUUGUAUAAAAACUGCACAUAAGUUUUAUCGAAAUUUGCUUAAAUAUCUCAUGCUACAAUAGUAAUAUAAAACUGUGUAGAAACAAAAGUAUAUAUCUUUAAAUUGUUAUCAAUAGAACAGAAUCAUGUUAAUGAAAAAAAUUUGCCAACGUGAACUACCUUUAAUGAAAAUGUUUGUGUUAACAUAAAACAUUUUGUUUUGAGUUAUUAUUCUGAUUCUAUCUGUACAUUAUGAACCAGGGUUGUAUUGUGUUAACCAUGGAAUGUUCACACAUUAAGCACUUGUUAUUUUAAAUUUCUAUGUUACAAAACUGUAAUUUUAACUGUAAACUAUGCUUAAUUGAUCAUCAUGAUUUCAACUAUAAAAUGUACAUUUUACAGUGGUAUUUUGAAGUGUUAAGACUUGUUUGUUUGUCCAGGGUUGAGUUCAUGUUCUAAAUCUGUUUUUACUUUGAGUUACUCAUAACGGCAGGAUUUUCAUAAUGAGCUACUUGUACAAAUAUUGGAACAGUACAUUUUAAAGUAAGAACAGUGCUCAGUGAUUUUAACUGAGAUUAACAUAACAGAACUACAAUAUCCAUAAAAUAUAAACAUAUCGAGUGGUACUAUCCAUGAAAACGUGAAUUAGUGGCACUGGAUUGUAUUAAGUUGAUUACUUUCUUAGCCUUAAAAAUAGAUUAUAAUGAAACUGUAUCUAAGGAAACAAGAAUUUGUCAAUUGUAAUCUGUGUAUGUAUGGUACAUUUAACUUUAAAAAUAUGCUACUAUUUAACUCCAAAUCUAUAGAAUGGGCCAGAAUUGUAUUAAAUACCAAUUUUGACAUUACUUGAAUAGCGGUUUUAACUGGCAAUUUUCUAAUGUCUCUUUUUUUUUAAUUUUUAAAAUUCUCAUACAGGGGACUUUUUUUGUAUGUGAAAUUUUAAGUUUAUGUGGUGUGCAUUGUCUCAAAGACAUAAACUGUCUCCCAAUGAAUCAGGACACAAGACUGGCAUGGUAAAUCAAUUAUCGUGAAAAAUGUAAAAAGGUACUAGAAGAAAAGUACAAACAGACAAAGCAAAGAAAGAAUAAUAUUUUUCUGGAAGUAUAUGCAACUAUGGUUGGUGUAAGAAAUAACGUACUAAAAUUACCAGGUGGCUAGUCAAAUAUUAGUAUCCCUUUAAUAUUUUACCAUGUGAGAGUAUAAUCUAAAAUACUGGAUUGAAAUUGGUAACUUCACGAGAGAAAGAAAAUCUAUAUGAUCUCAAGAAACGUAAAUACACAAGGGUAGUUUUUAGAUGGCAUUUUAUUGUGUUGUUUCCUGGAAUAAAUUGUUUUCCUUGA
This is a messenger RNA of Limulus polyphemus (Atlantic horseshoe crab), 12852 nucleotides long. It is a transcript of the gene Prp4k, whose product is annotated as serine/threonine-protein kinase PRP4 homolog. NCBI's taxonomy places the organism in Eukaryota, Metazoa, Arthropoda, Merostomata, Xiphosura, Limulidae. Gene Ontology annotation, biological process: peptidyl-threonine phosphorylation; mRNA cis splicing, via spliceosome; peptidyl-serine phosphorylation. Gene Ontology annotation, molecular function: ATP binding; protein serine/threonine kinase activity. The record is from RefSeq and is a predicted model, not a curated record. The coding region runs from base 27 to 2900 and encodes 957 amino acids. The transcript has 17 exons.